Molecule: messenger RNA, 513 nt
Organism: Entamoeba invadens IP1
Lineage: Eukaryota; Evosea; Mastigamoebida; Endamoebidae
Exons: 2
Coding region: 1-513 (170 amino acids)
Source: RefSeq, a predicted model, not a curated record
AUGAAAACCGAAGACGUACUAAGCAAACAAGACAUUUCGACCCUUCAAAUGAUGAUAGAGACAUUUUCCCCAAAAGCAGAGUUACCAGACGACUCCGAUUUAUUAUGUGCGAUUCUAAUGAAAAAAAUUGAAGAGGAAGGAAUCGUCGUGAUGUUUGACGAUCUCAAAGUGACAACCUUGAGAGAGGUGUGCGAAACGCUCUUUGGAGAAAAGAAGAAAAAUACGAGACUUGCAAUGAUACACAAACUCACAAAUCUCGUCAAAGAAAAAGGAGCAAAGGAAUUUUUUAAAAUCGCGCCCGAGGCUAUCAAACAAGGACUAUUUGCCAAUGUUGCGGAGGAUAUCAAUGAUGAAAAAUCCUUCAUGGAACAAGCAAGACUCACAGGAUUUGCAAAUUUGUUGAAUUCGUUUGAUAUUAAACUCAACACACUUAUCAUAGAAAAGUUUGUCAAGAAGGGGAGCUAUAAGAAGAAGGACAUUAUAGGUUUCUUGAUCGACGAUGAGGAGCUGUAA